This is a messenger RNA of Betta splendens (Siamese fighting fish), 3589 nucleotides long. Its product is annotated as fatty acyl-CoA hydrolase precursor, medium chain-like. NCBI's taxonomy places the organism in Eukaryota, Metazoa, Chordata, Actinopteri, Anabantiformes, Osphronemidae. The transcript is spliced from 13 exons. The coding region runs from base 1421 to 3130 and encodes 569 amino acids. The record is from RefSeq and is a predicted model, not a curated record.
UGGUGGCCUUGCCCUUGGCGCCUCCUGCUGCCCGGAUGGCGCUGCCUCCUGCGGCGACGCCCGCCUCGACUCCUCAGCCCUUCGGAUCAGCGUCCGCCUGGAGGACGUUGCCAUUCGGGGUGGUCCCCGGGGACAUCGGUCCAGCCCAAGGGCACUAAGAGUGCCACCCUGGCUCAGCGGCUGCUGGGCAGGGUCUCGCCACGCCAUCACCCUCCGUGAGGGAAUCCCUGAACUUCGUGUCUUCCCUGUUCGUGGACUUUGUUGUGGACUAUUGUUUUGGCCCUCCCCCGGUCCUCCCUCCGCCCACCCUGCUCAUGUACCUUGAGGGGUAGGGAUUCGGUCCCUCCGCCUGGGACCACCCUCCGCCCGCCCUGGUUUGGGGGGGGGGCUUCCGUAGGCGCCGUGGAAGGCGCCAUAGGGGGGGGGGUACUGUCAUGAUCUGGCUUUGUGUUUCUAGUUGUUUCCUGUUUUAUUUUGGUAGUCUCCUGGUUUCUGUUCCUGUUUUAGCUUUACUUCCGGUUUCUUGUCUUGUCACAGCUGUCCCUGCUCAUUACCCACACCUGCACUCUGUUAGUCAUCAAGUCACUGUGUAUUUAACCACCACCUGUGUCCUUAGUUCCCUGCCAGAUUGUCGUAUUCGAGUCCCCUGAGUGUUCGUGUUUCUUGUGUAUCCCUGCGUUGAGCGUCCCUAGUUUCCUGAGUUCCCUGAAUGUUCGUGUUCUCGUGUCUUGUUCCUGUUUGCCCUGCGCCGUGUAUCCUGCCCGUGAAAGAACCUGGACUGAUUAUCUACUGAUCGUGAGUUUUUGCCUGUUCCCUGUCUGUACUUUCGCCGAGCUUUUUGUGUAUGACCUGGACCGUCUGACCCUGCCCUGAGAAUUAAACCUUUUGUUGAUUAUAAUCUCGCCUCCGUGCCGUGCAUGUGGGUCCACCGCCUGCCCGAGUCCCUGACACAGCACAUGUACAUAGGCUCUAUAUGGAAAUGACAUGAAAUUUAUUAGCUCUGCUCCAACCUUUGGUGAAACCACGGAGCUGUGAUGUAUUUUAUGGCAAACUAUCCUGUGCAAAUAUACAAUACAGUACAAUCGCAUUGUUUUGCUAAGUAUUGCUUUCAUGAUAAAAUAUGAUAUGUUCUGCUGAGACCAAUGUAAACAACUGAAGCUUUUUAAAUCCAAGUUAAAUCUUAACAUGCGUUGUUGUAAACUCGUUGCUGUAUUCAUAUUUUCAGUCUGGGCAGAUCAGCCCACGAUCAGCAUUGAGCAAACCUACUGUAACCCCAUAUCUGUCACACUGGCUAGGACAUGUGGGAGUGGUGUGGACAUUACCUACAUAAAACCUGCUGAGUCAUCGUUAGUUUUUUAUAAAUUUGUUGAGGCAAGGCUUCAGAACACUUUCUGAUUUUGCAGAGUCCAGAGUGUUGAACAUGAAGUUCAGUGUGAAAAAAACUUUACUCAGUCUAGCGUCUGUAUUUUUCCUCUGUGUGGCUGCAGACGAACAUGCACCUGAAGUGCACACUCAGCUGGGGAGUCUGAGAGGUCAGUAUGUUAGUGUUAAGGGGAAGGAGACUGGGGUCCAUGCCUACCUGGGGGUCCCCUUUGCCAAGCCCCCUGUAGGUCCUGCUCUGAGACUGGCUGCACCUCAACCUGUAGAGGGAUGGGAAGGAGUGAAAGAUGCCACCCAGCAGCCGCCCAUGUGUGUUCAAAACAGACAGAUUCUUGUAGACAUUUCUCGUCAUCUUGGAGAUUUGUUCCAAGUCAUUCCAGACAUUUCUGAAGACUGUCUCUACCUCAACAUUUACACACCUGCAAACAAAACUCAUGAUGCCAAACUCCCAGUCAUGGUUUGGAUCGAAGGUGGAGGAUUUACUUUUGGCUCAGCUUCUACGUCUGAUGGAUCUGCACUGGCUGCUUACCAGGAUGUGGUUGUGGUUUUGAUCCAGUAUCGCUUAGGAAUUCUGGGAUUUCUCAGCACUGGAGAUCAACACAUGCCUGGAAACGUUGGUUUGCUGGACCAGGUACAAGCUCUGAGGUGGAUCCAGCAGCACAUUCACAACUUUGGUGGAGAUCCAGGUUUAGUCACUGUAUUUGGACAUGCUGCAGGUGGGAUGAGUGCAUCCUUGCUGCCUCUCUCACCGUUGUCUCAUGGGUUGUUCCAUCGUGCCAUUGCUGAGAGUGGAAGUGCAAUGCAAGCAGUUGUGUUAAAUAACCCUUUACCAAUGAUGAAGAUUGUGGCAAAUGUAUCUGGCUGUAACCAUGAAAGCACAGAGAAAAUCGCUGAUUGUUUUAGAAAUCUGGAUGUUGACACUAUUGUGACCAUUGGGAAGGAUGUUAAUUUUUCACCGUCUAUAACUGUUGACGGACACUUCCUGACAAAACCUGUGGAGGAGCUGUUGCGUAAACAUGAAAAUCUCACUGUUCCAUUCAUGACAGGUGUGAAUGAUGAUGAAGGUGGAUGGAUGAUUCCACAUAUUCUUGGCCUUCAAAACUGGACAGAGGGAAUGGACCGAGAGCAGAUCAAAAAGACAUUGUCUGUUUUCUUUCCAGGUCCCAAACUUGCAGUUGUCAGAGAUUUCAUAAUAGAUGAAUAUAUUGGAACUGGUGAAGAUCGCGUGAAGAACAGAGACGGGUUCACUGAGAUACUAGGAGACAUUUUGAUUACUAUUCCAGCCAUUUUGACGUCCAAUGCCCACAGAGAUGCAGGUGGUGCUGUUUUCCUGUAUGAAUACCAGCAUCCUCCCACACUCCUGCAGAAACAAAGGCCAAACUUUGUUGGGGCUGAUCAUGCAGAUGAACUUCUUAUAAUUUCAGGAAUUUGCUUCACAACUACUCAUGUCAAACUAUCUGACCCAUGUCCUAAAGAGGAGGAAGAGUUAAGCAAAACCAUGAUGAGCUACUGGGGGAACUUUGCCCGUACAGGGUCUCCUAAUGGUGACGGUCUUGCUCACUGGCCACAGUAUGGAGCAGGAGAAGACUACCUGGCCAUUGGUUUGAAGCAGCAGGUCACCCGUCAGCAUCUGAAGAAGAACCGCUUUGUCUUCAUGACUCAGACACUUCCAGAGAAGAUCAAGCAACUUAAGGAGAAGAUGGUGCGCAGUGUUAUCGAAAAAAUUGCUUCUUUCCUAUUGAACCAUUAACCUAUUGGGUUAUGAUUCAUGUUAUCCUAUGUCUUGUCUUUCAUAUCUUUUACGUACUUGACUUUUCAUUUAGAUUGUUCAAUGGCUGUCUUUGCCUAAUACACUCUGAACUCCCAAACCCAAGGCCGGAGAGUUGUGUCUCUCUCUCUUUGUUGAGACUUAGCGCUUCGUGUUCCCUGACACUUAGAUGCCAGUGGUGCAGGUGUGAGAACAGAAACAUCUUCACACACACACACGGCGAAAGGGAGAAGAUGGUGCAUGUUAUACGACUGGGUUAGACAGACAUUCCACCCCAGUCAAUUAGAGGGGUUAAAAGGCAGAGACAACUUGAGGAUUGUGUGAUCUUUGCAUUAUACCUCCGUGGUGUAUGUUUUGAUCUUCCCAGCUGGCUUUUACUGUACUUUACAUUUCCCAUAAUCUUUUUUUCUCUGUAAUUAAAAUAAAUUUCACAAAAGUCAA